GGAAGAGAUCCAUACCAAAUCAACGACUUUUUUUCUGCUGCUGCAUCCUGACUCACUCAGGCCACAGUCGUUUAUUUAUAUACCAGCUGUCACAGUGAAUCAAUCACACACUGCUUUUAUCACCUGGAUAAAUAUUAUUCAAUUAGUAAAAAUACCUUUUCCUUGUUGAAUAGCACAGCAAGAGCAAGAAGAAAACGGCGCAGAGCGGGGUAUAAAAUCAUCAAAAAUGCCCAAAGUAUACCUGCUGGACUAUGUUGCCGGCAAUGUUCGUAGCCUGGUCAACGCUAUCGAAAAGGUCGGCUUUGAAGUGGAAUGGGUCAAAACUCCAGAAGAGGUUGCCAAGGCAGAUAAAUUGAUCCUGCCAGGCGUAGGCCACUUUGGCCACUGCCUCUCUCAACUUUCCAAGGCUGGCUUCCUACCAGCCAUCCAGAAGCACAUUGCCGAUGGCAAGUCCUUUAUGGGCAUCUGUGUCGGCAUGCAAGCCAUUUUCUCUGGCUCGUCAGAAGACCCGGCAUGUCCCGGUCUCGGCCUGAUCAAGGGGUCACUGGACCGCUUCAACGACAGCACAAAGGCCGUACCUCACAUCGGCUGGAACGAUGCUACCAUUACUACGACCACACAGCCAAACAGCAACAAUGAGCCAUCAACGCUCCUUGACCUUCGUCCCUCCUCCAAGUAUUACUACGUCCACUCGUAUAAAUACCCUUAUGUCCCUGGCGAGCUUGAAGCGCAGGGGUGGACGGUAGCAACAGGAGUUUAUGGCGAGGAGACGUUCGUCGGUGCAGUCGCUCGCGGCAACGUCCUGGUUACGCAGUUCCACCCCGAGAAGAGUGGCGUCGCCGGCCUGCGAGUCCUCCGAUCCUUCCUGGACCCCUCCGGCGCUGCCUCACUAGGAUCGGCCGCCGUCGCACCACGGAACCCCGUACCCGCAGGACUGACCCGCCGCGUGAUUGCAUGCCUGGACGUACGCACCAACGAUGCGGGUGACCUCGUAGUGACCAAGGGCGACCAGUACGACGUCCGCGAGAAGUCAUCCGACCGUGGCGUCCGAAACCUCGGCAAGCCGGUCGACCUGGCCAAGAAGUACUACGAACAGGGCGCCGACGAGGUCACGUUCCUCAACAUUACCUCCUUCCGCGACUGCCCCCUAGCCGACCUGCCCAUGCUCGAGGUCCUCCGCCUCACGUCCGAGACGGUGUUUGUGCCGCUGACAGUCGGCGGCGGCAUCCGCGACACGGUCGACGUUGACGGGACCAAGGUGUCUGCCCUCGACGUCGCGAGCAUGUACUUCCGCAGCGGCGCCGACAAGGUCAGCAUCGGGUCCGACGCCGUGACCGCCGCCGAGGAGUACUACGCCGCCGGCAAGACCUUGUCCGGCUCCACCGCCAUCGAGCAGAUCAGCCGCGCGUACGGCAACCAGGCCGUCGUGGUGUCCGUCGACCCGAAGCGCGUCUACGUGGCCUCGCCCGAAGCGACACGUCACGCCACCAUCCAAACCGCGUUCCCGGGCCCCAACGGCGAAGCUUACUGCUGGUACGCGUGCACGGCCAAGGGUGGGCGGGAGACGCGCGAUGUCGACGUGGUGGAGCUGACACAGGCCGUAGAGGCCAUGGGUGCCGGCGAGAUCCUGCUCAACUGCAUCGACAAGGACGGCACCAACAGCGGUUUCGACCUGGAGCUGAUCGCGCAGGUCAAGGCCGCCGUCAAGAUCCCCGUCAUCGCCAGCAGCGGAGCCGGCAACCCGGGACACUUUGAGGAGGUGUUUGAAAAGACCACGACUGACGCCGCGCUCGGGGCUGGUAUCUUUCACCGCGGAGAGUACACCGUUACGCAGGUCAAGGAUCACCUGGCGACCAAGGGAUUGCUGGUGAGACAGUUCGAGGGGGAGUUGUGAGUUUGGUUUGUCUUUGGUAUGGGUGAUUCACUGGACAGACCUAGUGAAACCCCCUGAUGUUUAUAGUUCGAAACCAGACAUAAAAGGAUGCUAACACCGUGUGAUGCGAGCCACAUCAUGAUCAGAUCACGCAAGAAUGACAAUAUGCAAAAUGAGUAGUACCAUGUGCAGUAUUUUUUGAAAUACCCUAAUGUCC
Pyricularia oryzae 70-15 is the source of this 2090-nucleotide messenger RNA. RefSeq names its product imidazole glycerol phosphate synthase hisHF. Bases 227 to 1894 code for a protein of 555 amino acids. NCBI's taxonomy places the organism in Eukaryota, Fungi, Ascomycota, Sordariomycetes, Magnaporthales, Pyriculariaceae. Gene Ontology annotation, biological process: L-histidine biosynthetic process. Gene Ontology annotation, molecular function: oxo-acid-lyase activity; imidazoleglycerol-phosphate synthase activity. The transcript is spliced from 2 exons. The record is from RefSeq and is a predicted model, not a curated record.